Molecule: messenger RNA, 9272 nt
Organism: Cuscuta europaea
Lineage: Eukaryota; Viridiplantae; Streptophyta; Magnoliopsida; Solanales; Convolvulaceae
Source: the annotation of a GenBank genome assembly
GCCACUUCAGCCAGAACUUUAUAAAUUUCAGCAUAAUCAGCCAGAACAGCCGAUUUUCGUGCUACCAAACGGGCUCUAUAUCUAUAUCUAUUAGUUUAUGUUGGAUUUAAACUCAACAUUGCCGCCAUCUAUGGGAAAAGAUCAAAAACAUUCAUGUGUUCUUGGUUGGGUUCUGAAAAUAUCGUGUUCUUGAAUCUGCAAAUUAUUGGAGACGAAGAAGCCAACGGCUUCUUCAGAGCAACAAGCCGAGCGCGGGUCUCCUCCAACAGCGACCACCCGUAGGCCCAUGCGCUUCGCAACACCGCCUUGUUCAUUAUGGAUAACGUUAGCCACACCAAGUGGGCCCGGAGCAACAGAAACUGUCUUUUCGCAAUAAAAGGUACCACUUAACGCGGCUAGUGGUUGAGGUGAUGAGUGGGACCAUGAAGUGACGGCUAUAGUGCUAAGCCUUGUGACCCGAACGGGAGAGCAUCGCAUCCGGCAGUCGGCCCCCGACUACCUAUUGAGCGAGGGGAAGAGAUUAACCCCGCUUCAGCAUUCCGGCCAACCCGGACGAGAUUACCUGGCCGGUGGGAGUAAGGCUCGUCGUAUGGGUGUGUCAUGUGUGUCCCUGGGUGUGAGUGAUCCGUUCCGAACGAUAUAAAAGAUCGGGUCCUGGAAACCACCCCAAGGUGGGAUGACUGACUUAAUCACUUAGAGUUUUGGAGCGUUGACCAGCAACCUUGGCGUCCAGCCAGGUCCAGUAAAAAUAGACCAGCACUAAACUCCCAGCGUACCAAUGGGUUCCCAAGCAGCAACAUCAUGUACCGAACGGGACGCCCUAGAAUCCGUCACCCUGUGCGCUGACUAGAGUACUGGAGCCUUCUCUCUUGGUGCCAACCUGGUCCGAGUAUCCGAUGAGGGAGCCCAACUCACCGCCCGACAUGCAUCCCCUGCCUAGCACCGGCAAUCCAGUAUACUAGACCAACCGGCCGUUCUAUCGAUUUGCAAUCACGAUUGAUCCAGCACCCAUAUUGAUCCACCACACUUGCCCGACAUCAUUGAUCUAUGUAUGAAUACUCCUGAGGCCACACAUCAUUCUCGCAGAAGUCACAUAGGGGAUGUAAGUGUCUUGAUCGAGAGUAUGCAUGCACGGGGAGGCCCUCUCCAUGAACGAAGAUCUGGACCGUGCAAAUACAGGAAGACUGCCGAUUCGACUUUUCAGCUGAACUAACGGCCGCCCGGAUGGCCGGCUCAGGCCUCCUCCGGGCAUUAUCACUGAUCGGGACAAGGGCGGCGGCAUAGCUACCCGACGUCAUCAGCCUCUCUCGGCCAGUCGCCCCCAGCUCCUUUCCGUCCGACAUCUCUUUAUUCGAUAAGUUGUAACUUGCUGAACGACAUUCAAGACCGACAGUCUGCACCAGGGCACAUGAUUAACUGGCCAUUGUUGCCGGAUUAACCAUCCUUGGAGACCACCUCGAGUAUGGGUUUCCACGCAGGCUCCCGAACGGGACACGUUCCACUCCGUACGGGAUAAUUUUGGGGGUAAUUCCUUGGGUUAAGCCCCUCGAUCGAGAUAAGCAUUUUUAUAUGGGUUCCCAACUAUUGGGCUACAGCUGGAGAAUGGAGAAGCAAUUGGGCGGAUUUAUAAGGUGGUGGGAUUUUCAAUUUGUAAAGGUUACAAGCGACUGGCAUAGGGCCUACAUUAUUGAUUACUGGGUCAAACCACCUUCGCCAAUUACAAAUCUCCGGGCCAACAACUUGGCCUGCACCUAAAAUUCGGCCUAUUCCAGCUAAGUAACGCCAUUCAUUUGCUUGAUUUAAUCUAAGCAGUGCUAUUGUUAUUAUUAUUUGAUCACUAUAUCUAGCAGGGAUCAAAGUAUCUCGAGUUAAAUAAUGUCGAGUGAAUCUCGGAUGAUUAAGUGCAACGUCAUUUUUAAAUUAAAUGAUUGAUAUUACGGGGGCCGUUGGCCUACCCCGAUCGGCCUUAAUUAGCGGUCAGAGCGUCUUUGAAGGGCGUUAUCCUGAUGACGCGCAUUUUAAUUUAAAAAUCGUACAUGGUUUCGCACGACACCAAGUGACCGAACGACAACCAUGCACAGUAUGGGGUGAAGUACGUACUUUGAUUAGUUAGGUCUAUUUUGAGAGGCGUCCGCCAAACCACUAGGUGGUUCUGAUAGCACAUGGGCAGUGCGAAAAAUGAAUCUAGGUCGAGGGUUAUUGUACUACUUCGGCAGGUAGUCAUGAUGAUGGAGUAUAUAGGGCUAGGCCCCAGGACCCACAUACUCAGAAGAACAGAAAGUACAGGCCACUACGCGGUGCCCUCAUCGGCCAAAGGACCCUCGUCGGCCAGAGAGGGACCGACCCAGAAUAUGAUCCUGAAGCCAGUGAACCAGGGUGUCCUCAUCGGUCGUGCCCUCAUCGGCCGUGCCCUCGUCGGCCAGACCCUCGUCGGCCAUGGAAGUCUCACAGAACUAGAUUUUACACUUAUUCAUUUAUAUAUCCAUCAUUUACUUUGUAUUCGGCCCAAUAGCGGUCCAGUUGUAAAUGGGCCUCACAAGCCCAAGGCUCGGGAGCCCAGCCCGUAUUUUUCCUAUAAAUACUUCCUCUAGAGGAAGUUAUAGGGGUUACAAAAUCAUUCUAUUGAAGCAUUUACUUGCACUUCUCUAUCUAGCUCUCACCUCUCUCUAGAUAUAUACUCUCUCACAUGAAUUAAAGAGAAAAAAUGUUAUACAUGUAAAUUGUAUGUAUAUAUGUGUUGUUCGGCCAUACAACCGUAUUACUAUGCUUAUUGUGCAGUGGAAUACGUUCGAUAUGUUUGAGCUUGGAGAUCCCUGAUGUUUGGCAUGAAGCGCGAAGACGUUCAUGACCGGAAAAUAAAAAAAAAGAAAUCACAAUCAAGCGAUAUGCUUGAGCGAAGAUCAAUGACAUUUGACGAUGGCAAUGUAAGGACCAUGGCAAUGACCAUGGCAACGUAAGGAUCAUCUUAUGCAACACGAUCGGUCCCUCAGCACCAUCGUGUCUAGUUCAUAUUCGACGAUGGCAAUGUAAGGACCAUGGCAAUGAUCAUGACAACGUAAGCACCAUUUUAUGCAGCACGAUGGGCCCCUCAGCGCCAUCGUUUCUAGUUCGUAUUCGACGAUGGCAAUGUAAGGACCAUGGCAAUGACCAUGGCAACGUAAGCACCAUCUUAUGCAGCACGAUUUUCCCUCAGCGCCAUCGUGUCUAGUUCGUAUUCGACGAUGGCUAUGUAAGGAUCAUGGCAACGUAAGCACCAUCUUAUGCAGCACGAUCGGCCCCUCAGCGCCAUCGUGUCUAAUUCGUAUUCAACGAUGGCUAUGUAAGGACCAUGGCAAUGACCGUGGCAAUGUAAGCACCAUCUUAUGCAGCACGAUCGGCCCCUCAGCGCCAUCGUGUCUAGUUCGUAUUCGAUGAUGGCUAUGUAAGGACCAUGGCAAUGACCAUGGCAACGUAAACACCAUCUUAUGCAGCACGAUCCGCCCCUCAGCGCCAUCAAGUCUAGUUCGUAUUCGACGAUGGCAAUGUAAGGACCAUGACAAUGACCAUGGCGAUGUAAGCACCAUCUUAUGCAGCAUGAUCUUCCCCUCAGCGCCAUCGUGUCUAGUUCGUAUUCGAUGAUGGCAAUGCAAGGACCAUGGAAAUGACCAUGGCAACAUAAGCACCAUCUUAUGCAGCACAAUCGGCCCCUCAGCGCUAUCGUGUCUAGUUCAUAUUCGACGAUGGCUAUGUAAGGACCAUGACAAUGACCAUGGCAACGUAAACACCAUCUUAUGCAGCACGAUCGGUCCCUCAGCGCCAUCGUGUCUAGUUCGUUUUCGACGAUGGCAAUGUAAGGACCAUGGCAAUGACCAUGGCAACGUAUUUUCAAAUUACAGCAAGGACCAUCUUAGUUUGAAGAUGGACGGCAAUUUGAAGAUGAUGUUGGACCUGGAGCAUGGACGAGCCGAGCGGACGUCGGGUCAAACCCAGGCGAAUCGAACGGGGGAUCGAAGCUAUGGUUAAAAGCCUCACCUCGACCGCAAGUGUAAGUGAAUCGUUCGGCCAUGGCCGAACGAGGAUCCUCACUUCGGUCUGGAGGAGAGCCAUCGUCUUAGCUAGGUUUGACCUUGCGUUCCGGAUGACCGAAUGAGGGUUAAAACCAGUUUGAAGAUAAAAUGAAAGCCUCAUCUAGAAUGUGGUCUGGAGGAGAGCCAUCAUUUUAUCUAGGUUCGACCUUGCGUUCUGAAUGACCGAACGAGGGUUUCAAAUCAAUUUGAAGAUGAUGUUCGACCAGGAGCAUGGACGAGACGAGCGGACGUCAGGUCAAACCUAGGCGGAUCGAACGGGGGAUCGAAGCUAUGGUUAAAAGCCUCACCUCGACCGCAAGUGUAAGUGAAUCAUUCAGCCAUGGCCGAACGAGGAUCCUCACUUCGGUCUGGAGGAGAGCCAUCGUCUUAGCUAGGUUUGACCUUGCGUUCCGGAUGACCGAACGAGGGUUCAAACCAGUUUGAAGAUGAUGUUAAACCAAGAGCAUGGACGAACCGAGCGGACGUCGAGUCAAACCUAGGCGGAUCAAACGGGGGAUCGAAGUUAUGGUUGAUCGGGGGACUUGUUCGUAUUCGAUGAUGGCAAUGUAAGCACCAUGGCAAUGACCAUGGCAACGUAAGUACCAUCUUAUGCAGCACGAUCGGCCCCUCAGCGCCAUCGUGUCUAGUUCGUAUUUGACGAUGGCAAUCUAAGGAACACUGCAAUGACCAUGGCAACGUAAGCAUCAUCUUACGCAGCACGAUCAGCCCCUCAGCGCCAUCGUGUCUAGUUCGUAUUCGAUGAUGGCAAUGUAAGGACCAUGGCAAUGACCAUGGCAACGUAAGCACCAUCUUAUGCAGCACGAUCGGCCCCUCAGCGUCAUCGUAUCUAGUUCGUAUUCGACAAUGGCUAUGUAAGGACCAUGGCAAUGACCAUGGCAACGUAAGCACCAUCUUAUGCAGCAUGAUCGGUCCCUCAGCACCAUUGUGUCUCGUUCGUUUUCGACGAUGGCAAUGUAAGGACCAUGGCUAUGACCUUGGCAACAUAAGUCCAUAUCACAGCAAGGACCAUCUUAUGCUGCACGAUCGGCCCCUCAGCGCCAUCAUGUCUAGUUCUCGUUCGACGAUGGCAAUGUAAGGACCAUGGCAAUGACCAUGGAAAUGUAAGGACCAUCUUAUGCAGCACGAUCAGCCUCUCAACGCCAUCGUGUCUAGUUCUCGUGGUCGGGCUCGUCGAUCUCUAAUCUGGGAUGGCGACCGCCGCUUUAUGCAGCACGAACGACUGGCUCUUCAGCGCUGUCUUGCCUUCUUUUUGAUCGGGCUCGUCGAUCCUUGAUCUAGGAUGGCGACCGCCUCUUUAUGCAGCACGAAAGACUGGCUCUUCAGCACCGUCGUGCCUUCUUUUUGAUCGGGCUCGUCGAUCCUUAAUCUAGGAUGGCGACCGCCACUUUUUGCAGGGCGAACCGCCGUCUCUUCAGCGCUGUCGUGCCUAGUGUAGGGACUGCACCUCAUCUAUCACUUAUGAAUGCCUUGCGUCCAAUACUAUUCAAAGACACUGGUCCAGGGAAGGCAUGGAAAGACGUGAGCAAGAGUAUACUUUCUCGAGUAGAUUCACAGGCUCACUACUCAAGAAUCUGGGGGACUUGUGUUGGGGAAUGUUAUUCUGGCCUGUUACUGUUCAGGGGCCCAAGGCAUUAUCCCGGUGUGGAGCCCAACCGGCGUGGCCCAUUUAGGCCUACUCGGCCCAUUAAGGCCAAUUCCGGCCCAUUAGGCUAGAAAGCCCCCUUCCCCUUCUUCUAUAAAUAGGAAACAAAGCUUCCAUGUAAAAUGAUCUUUUUCUCUUCUCUCCUGCUAUUCCUUCUUGUUAAUGUCUAGGUUAGAUAAGCUCAUCAACUUUCAUUAAUGGAGGUUCCCAAGAUUUGUAUAUGUAUUUUGGUGAGGAGAGUUAAUGAGAAAGAGCGGGCUUGGACGUUAGCCUAAAAAGUCCCGUGGUUUUCUCACUUUCCGGAUUUCCACGUAAAAACAGAACAUUUCAUACAUAUUAUAUCUAUAUCUAUUAGUUUAUGUUGGACUUAAACUCAACAAUAAUUACUAUUAUUAUUAAAAUCAUUAGAAUAGUAAAAGUGAUAAAUCAUGUUUGAACUUUUAUGAUCUGAAUGUUUUUUAUCCGAUCUGAAUAUUUCUGAUCUGAUCUGAAUAUUUUUUAUCUGAUCUGAAUGUUUCUGAUCUGGUCUGAUCUGAAUUUUUCUGAUCUGAUCUGAAUAAAAAAUGAAUAAGCAAUAAGUAAUAAGAAUAAGACGAGCAUAACAGCUUCUUGAUGUUCAUAAUGAUAUUUGAGUAAUUUAUGAACUACAUGUUAAUGAUGAUAUGUGAGUAACCUAUAAAUUAGAUGUUCAUAAUGAUAAUUGUGUAAUCUAUGAACUACAUGUUCAUGAUUAUUAUAUGUGAGGAAUCUAUGAAGCAUAUGUUCAUAAAUCAUAAUGACAAUUGGAGUAAUCUAUGGAUCCUUAGUUCUUAAUGAAUUUUUGAGUAAACUAUGAACCACAAUUUCAUAAUGAUAUUCAGAGUAAUCCAUGGACAACAUGUUCAUAAUGAUAGGACCGAAAUGACAAACAACCCAAGUUUUCACCUAACUUGGAUAAUAUUUUUGAAUUGAAGAAUAGACGAGUUUCGAGUCUCCACGUUACUUUUAAAACUUUUUUGUAAUACACGGACAACCAGUUUUUUUGCCAAAAGGAGGGUAGUCUUCAAUACUUGGGAAACUUAUUUCCCAAAUGAGGCUAGUUUUUUCCAUAUCACCCAAUUCCCGCCACAUCACCCACUCCACAUCAUUCACCGUCAUUCCACGUUAUGAGUCAUAUGGGUAUUUUUUUAAAACAUAGAAAAAAUCCGAAGCUCUCAGGAAUUGAACUCACCACCAAAAUGAUGCACUUGCAUCUUGCAACCCACUAGACUACAUUGACUUGUUAGUACAAUCACACAUUUGCAAACAUUUAACAUCUAUAUAUUUUUAAUACAACGUAUUUUGAUACAUGCAAUUAUUCAAAAAAUUUAAAAUUACUCUACAUUAAUUAAAUAAAAUAAGAAACAAAUAAAAUAAAACAGAUGGACUAAUUCAUCCCAAAUUUAAUAAAAAAUCUUAUAUUGCUAAUGCAAAAACAUGUGAAAAUAUAAAUUUCACGUACAAAAAUUAAAUAACUUAAUAUAGGUUCAAAUCCACCUCAGACUUGUAAAAUACUUAAAUUAUGAUUGUAAAAAAACUUGUAUUUUAGUGUUGGAUUUUUUAAUUUUUGUAUAUGAAAUAUAUAUUUUUGCAUUCUUUUGCAUCAGUAAUAUAAGAUUUUUUAUUAAAUUUGGGAUGAAUUAGUCCAGCUGUUCUCAUUUAUUUCUUUCUUAUUUUAUUUAAUUAAUGUAGAGCAAUUUUAAUUUUUUUGAAUUGCAUAUAUCAAAAUACGUUGUAUUAAAAAUACAUAUGUUAAAUGUUUGUAAAUGUGUGAUAAUACUAACAAGUUAAUGUAGUCUAGUGGGUUGCAAGAUGCAAGUGCAUCAUUUUGCAAUUUUUUUUUUAUAUUUUAAAGAAUAUACAUAUGGCUGAUGACGUGGAAUGACGGAUGAUAGUGAAUGAUGUGGAGUGGGUGACGUGGUGGAAAUUGGAUGACGUGGAAAACUACCGUCAUUUGGUAAAAAACUAUGAUAGACAACGGGAGUUUUCAUCUAAUAGGACCGAAAUUUCAAAAGUCUCAAUGAUAGAAAACUUUUUUGAUGAACUAAAUUAAGACGGAGUAAAAUUGAUCCUUUCAAAUUUAUAAAACCCUGAAUCCCAGACUUGUGUAUCUCCUGCAAUUAGCACUGAAAUCAGCAGACAGCAGCGCUGUGUUUCUCCAGCAAGAUGAAGUCACUUUCCGAACUCAACGACGAAAUUGUUCGUAGCAUGACAGUUGGAGCGGUGUUCACUGAUUUUGGCGGAAAGAUAAGUUCACUGGAUUUUCAUCGGACUGCUGAUUUAUUGAUAACUGCAAGCGAUGAUGAUUCUGUUAGACUUUUUGACACUGCAAAUGCUCAGCUGUUGAAGACCACAUAUCAUAAGCAGCAUGGUGCUGAUCGAGUAUGCUUUACCCAUCACCCUAGUUCUGUUAUAUGCUCUUCAAGACACAAUUUGGCUACCCAUGGAGAAUCAUUGCGAUACCUUUCUAUGUAUGAUAAUCGAUGCCUUCGUUACUUCAAUGGACAUAAAGAGAGGGUUGUGUCAUUAUGCAUGUCUCCCAUGAAUGAUAGCUUCAUGUCUGGUUCUCUUGAUCAUAGUGUCCGAAUAUGGGAUCUUCGUGUGAACGCAUGCCAGUUUUCAGGGGAUUAUGCACCUUCGAGGCAGACCAACUGUUGCAUAUGAUCAUCAGGGUCUUGUAUUUGCAGUAGCAAUGGAAGGUGGUGCCAUUAAAUUGUUUGAUUCUAGAUCAUAUGACAAGGGUCCUUUUGAUACAUUCCUUGUUGGCGGCGAUACUGCUGAGGUGUGUGAUAUAAAAUUCAGCAAUGAUGGUAAAUCGAUGCUCUUGACAACUACAAGCAAUAGCAUUUAUAUCCUUGAUGCUUAUUGCGGAGAAAAGAGAGGUGGAUUUAACUUGGAACCCUCCCCAAACACCACAAUAGAAGCAACCUUUACUCCUGAUGGACAAUACCUUUUGUCAGGCUCAGGGGAUGGAAACUUACAUGCUUGGAACAUUGAUAAACUAAACAAGGUGGCUUCAUGGGAUAGCCAUGUGGGGAUUGCAUCUUGUGUGAAAUGGGCUCCAAGAAGAGUAAUGUUUGCAGCUGCAUCUUCCGUUCUGACCUUUUGGAUACCUUCUGACACUUCCCUGCCUUUUGCUGCUCCUCCUCCUCCCGGCAAUAAUGUCUCUUCCUAAAUUUGUCAUUAAGUUAACUGCAACACUCAUGUUUCCCUUGGCUUCCAUGGCUGGGCAGAAAGGCUGCUACCGUCUCUCUUGUUUUUUUUUUGUUUUUCCUAGGGCGGGUUUUGUUAUUAAAAAUGUAAAAAUCCCCUAGCAAAUGUGUGUAUUUCAAUCUAGUUAGAGUCUUAGAGACCCACUGGCAUUCGUGAUGAAAUGCAGUCUCCGGCUUGUAAUUGCAAUUAACUAACAUAGAAACGCAAACAGAGUUCGUAAUUGCAAUUCAUCAAUCAUCAUCAUCGAAAUCCACAUUAGUUUUUUUUUUUUAAAUCGCUAUGGUUUUUAUGAUCUGUUCCAGGUUCUUUUGUUUCUUAUUAUUUGAUGGGAA